Papilio xuthus (Asian swallowtail) is the source of this 3409-nucleotide messenger RNA. It is a transcript of the gene spidey, whose product is annotated as hydroxysteroid 17-beta dehydrogenase 12 spidey. Gene Ontology annotation, molecular function: oxidoreductase activity. The transcript is spliced from 6 exons. Gene Ontology annotation, cellular component: endoplasmic reticulum. Bases 166 to 1113 code for a protein of 315 amino acids. NCBI's taxonomy places the organism in Eukaryota, Metazoa, Arthropoda, Insecta, Lepidoptera, Papilionidae. The record is from RefSeq and is a predicted model, not a curated record.
AUCGUUCCUCAGUACAUGCGUCAACUUUCUUCCGUACAGUUCGUUGCGCGCAUGCGCGAACUAUGUCAAACGUCUGUCUGUAAUUUUCACUAUUCCUCAUAACCUCAUCACUCACCUCCAUAAAUAUUUUUUCUAUUAAAUUCAUUUAAUUAAAUAACGUUAAAAAUGGCAACGGAAUAUACGCUUUUAGAAAAAUGCGGAAUAGCUUUCCUAGUGGCAAUAAUAUUGUUCGCAAUUCAUCAAUUAUGCCGAUUAAUUUAUGUGUGCUACCUGGGUCCACCCAUGAAACGUGUGGAUUUCUCAUCGAUGGGCCAAUGGGCCGUGGUUACCGGAUGUACUGAUGGCAUUGGAAAGCAGUACGCUCAUGAGCUGGCAAACCGCGGCUGCAAAAUUGUACUGAUCAGCCGCUCAAUGGACAAACUACAGGCUACUGCUGAAGAACUUGAAAAGACCUACGGCGUGACAACAAAGAUCAUACAAGCGGAUUUCACCGAGGGCGAGGAAGUUUAUGACAAAAUUGAAAAAGAACUUGCAGACCUCGAGAUUGGUACACUGAUUAACAAUGUGGGCACAUCCUACACUUACCCGGAAUUCUUCCUUGAAAUACCCGAUCUGAAUAAAACCGUGGAUACCAUAAUGAAGACUAACUGCCUGCCUGUGACUCGUAUGACCAGUAUCGUGAUGCCCGGAAUGACGAAGCGAGGAAAGGGUGUGAUUGUUAACAUCGGUUCCGCGUCUUCCAUGAUCCCAAGCCCCCUGCUCACUGUAUACGCUGCUUCUAAGGCUUACGUUGACAAGUUCUCCGAGGGUAUUAAUAUGGAGUAUAGCAAACAUGGUAUUAUUGUACAAUGCGUGUUACCCGGUUUCGUCUGCUCGAAUAUGUCAGGGAUUCGUCGUAGCUCUUUCCUAGCACCAACCGCUAAACAAUUUGUCAAUUCCGCAAUCAGACUGGUGGGAACGACAAGUCGCACAAAUGGAUAUUUACCACACGCAUUAUUCGUGAAGACAUUAAACACACUUUACGCGCUAACUGGACCCUUCGCGAUCUGGCUUGUCACUCGAUCUAUGGAAAACAGCCGGAGAAAAGCAUUGAAGAAGUAUAAACAAAAAUAAUUCUAUUAACUAAACGUAUAGUGUUAUAAGCAAAAUAUGAUCUCUAAUUGACCUUGUCUACGUUUGAAAAACAAAACACGAUUGUAUCAAUUAGUAUGACAAAGUAUUUUACGCACACAUUUUUAAGUUUCAGUAAUUUUUUAAGCUUCCCUACCUCUAAAGGAAAAUAACUGAAUCCUUAUAGGAUCACUUUGUUGUCCGUCUGUCUGUCAAGAUCCUUAUUUAAUGUUUAUAUCCUAGUAAAUGAAAAGUAAUUUUAAAGCAAAAAUACCACUUUUAUGUUUAAAUUACAUUAAAAUGGUUCUUCUAAACUAUCUUUUUUGUGUUAGUCAAAGUUGAUUAGAGAUCAGUUUUGUGGUACUAAUAAAUGUGUAUUAUAUAUUUCCUCUAUAUAUAAAAUAAUACAUAUACAUAACUUGUGUAGAUCUUUGAAAAGCCGGAAAUAUUUUGCAUUAAAAUACGUCGAUUUGAUAUCCUUUAAUUUCUGUUAUAAUUAAUUUAUUUUGUUCUAAAUAGUUUCCGCAUUUUAUUUCCGGAUUAGAUUUGAAUUCUUUAAACAUUUUCUCAUUUAAUUAAUAAACAUUAUAAUUUAUAUUAAAACGGCUAAAUACGUAAUUCGUCUGUUGCCGCCAACGGACAAAUAAACGUGAGUGUUUAGCCGUUUUUAUAUAAGUUUAUUAUAAUGUCUCACGAAAGUUUGAAUAAUUUAAUAACAUUCAAAUUAUUAUUCAAAGUCAUUUUUUAAAAUAAAAUACUAUUGUACUCGGAAAUCUCACGCGAAGCGUUCAAAGUUUACAAUUUAAACCUUCAAGUCGAUAUUACACGACUAAAUUAUGUAUGUCAUGGUUUAUACUACGAUAACUUAUUAUUUUUACAAAUAUUUAUAAUAAAAAAAAACUUAAAUACUACGAAAAUCUAGUAAAUUUUAUCAUCCAUCUGUCGAUUCAUCAGGUUACUAUACGUCCCCAUUGUGGGGUUCGGAGUCUACCCUCAUGGGUGACUACGCCUUAGCCAACUACGCUCUCCCAGUGCGGGUUGACUUCACAAAUAUCUUUGAAUUUCUGCCCAGAUAUGUGCAGGUUGCAUCACGAUGUUUUCCUUCACAGUAAGAACGUCGGAAUAUAUGUACAUAUGUCAAUCGAAAAUCGAAAAACACAUUGGUACAUGGUCGGAUUCGAACCCAGGACCUAUAGAUUAUAAGUCAAGUGCUUAACCCACUGAGCCACCGACGCUCUGUCUGUCAAUUAAUGAAACAAAAAUGUUUAAAGGAUUCAAAUAAUUAUAAAUAGUUUUUCUUUUUCCCGCAAAGCUUGAAUAGCUGUUAUAAAUGUGUAGACGCAUGCUUGGACUAUCUCUAUUGCAUGAAAUAAUUCACUUUCUAAUACCAAAGAUGUUAUUUUUUGUGUAAAAAGUGUAAUUAAUAUCUAGUACAUAUAAGUUACAAUUAAGCAGGCUGUGCUUAUUCCUCGCAUUUUUCCUAUUUUUAAGUUUUCUACUUGGAGGAUUAGGGGGGUGUUUGAACUAAGGUUUCAAGUUAUCUGGAAUUAGUUAUAAAACUGCCAAAGUGGUUGUUUAGUUUUAUUUUUAAUGGAGUGAUUUUUCAAUUUUAUAGCAGACUUUAUUAAAUAAUUUAAGUUUUUAAGUAGAAAGGAAGUAGUAAAGGCCGUAUUAUAAUUUAUUUAAAUGUUUUUUUUUAGUUUAAUUUAAUAUCUUGCCUAAUUUUGAGGUUUUUUCUUAUUUUGCCAUAUAAUUUGCGUAAGCAUAUAUAUGAAUAUUUUAAUAAGUAUAUAAUGACGUAAUUAGAAAUAUGUUUCGGAAAUUUUAAGCUCAUCUAUUUAAAAAAAAUCAGUUAAAUGUUUCAAACAAUCUAAAUGUAUAACAAAAAUGGCCAUAGAUAUUGUAGAUUAAAAAAAAUAUUUUCAAUGUCAAGAUUUCUAUUAAAAUAAAAGUCAGUUUCCACUAGCAAAAUAUAAGUAGAAAAACAUAUUGUUAUCACAUUUAAUUCAAAAAGAAUGAGUGAGAUGACAAUAUGUUUUUAAAUAACUUACUUUCAUGACGUAAUUUCGUUUAUUAAAAGUAACAUGGAUGUGGAUAAUGAAUAAUUAUGUAGAUAUUAAAUAUGCGCUGUCUUCAUAAAUAUUUGGUAUUGGAAUUUGUGAUUAAACACCUAGCACUUUGGUUGGUUUUAGAAUAAGCUGGACUGGUUAUUUGAUAAGGAUAUGUCGACAGUGCAUUAGUAUGGGAAUUGUAGAAUAACAAUGUAAAAAAUAAAAUGCUUUGGCAAAUUUGUGUUUUA